AAGUUUGCAGCUCUAAUUUGCUGAAAUAAAUCUUCCUGUUUUUUCCUCUCUUCUUCUAGGACUCCUGUGAUACAAAUGCUUUAAGGAGUUGCUGAGUUCCCUAAGUCUACCAUCGUGAUCCAAUACCUUUGUUGCCCUCUUAUUUUUUGCUUCAUUGUUCUCUAUAAUUCUGUCUUCUAUAUCACUGAUUCAUUCCUCUACUUCAUACAUCCUUAUUGUCAUGUCAUCCAGUUGGGUUUGCAACUUAAUUAUAGUAUUUUUAAUUUUAGCCUGAGAUUUUAGUUUUUUUUAUCUCUGCAGUAAAGGAUUCUCUAGUAUCUUCUAUGCUUUUUUCAAGCCCAGCUAGUUAGUAUCCUUAUAAUCGUUGUUUUAAAUUAUGGUUCAGAUAUCUUAUGUCUGUAAUGAUUGAAUCCCCAACUGUGACUUUUUCCUUUUCUUUCCUUUGGAUGGAUUCCUCUAUCUUGUCAUUUUCUUUAGGUCACUGUUUUUUUGUGUGUGAUUAUUAGGAAAGCCUGUUCUAUUCCUGCUCCUGAGAGUAAUGGCUAUAUUAAGAAGAGACGAACAAAAGGGGUAUCCUAUAUGCAGUUUGUCGUUGUAUUUUGGCUUUUCCUACCCUCAGGCCGGUCCUCUGUAGAGUGUCUCCUUGCUUGCAGUAGGGGGUGUUUGGACAUUGUCCACUGUGUGGUAGUUUUUGUCCAGGUCUGUAGGUGUGUUUUGAUCUGCUUUUUAAAAGAUGUGGGAUCAAAAAAAAAAAAUGAAGCUAGACCUUAUUUCUCCUAAAUUGAAGCUUUGAAGCACUCUGUCAGUAAACUCUGUGCAUGAGGGGAUGCACUGGGUUUGGGGGAGAAGCCUGCUCGCUGAUUUUCAGGUGGUCUUGCCCUAGUAGAGAUGCACCUGCAGGGCACAGUGGGGUGGAGCUUGUUGUAAGCAGCUCUGGUCUCCACUGAGGAGGCUGUUUAGCUCAUUGAAUUUGGUCAGUACUGAUGGGGGAGAGCAAGAAAGUGAUGUUGCCAGCUCUCUUCUCCUGGGAGCAAGGAGUUCGCCCCGCCACUCCUCAAGAAGUCAUUGUAGAAGAGCAAAGAAUCCCUCUCUACUGUUCCCAGCUUCUGUCAGAUCCCUGCCUUCACCUUGUCUGAGUCCCAACUGUCUGCCUUCCAGGCAGCACAGUACUCUUAUGUUUUAUCUCUGCCAUGUGGCUGGGUUUCAGAACUCCAAAUUUUAGGGAACUGUGUAGCCCGCACCAAUGCUGAUGCUUUGGGAGAGGGUCUUGCUAUGCUUUUGCCACUUACCAGUUUGUCCCAGGAAAGCAGUUGCAUGACCACACAGUGGUUCAGAGUUUAUGGUGAAGUGCAGCAAAAAGCUGGCACCAAGACUUGAUACCUUCAGCCUGUGUCUUUGUUCCUAUGCUAGGGAAUAGGGCAACACAUUGGCACCAUCAGUUCUUUUGUCCCGGGAGAGUCCAUGCCACCACUCCCAAAUGAACUCCCAAGAAGGGGAACUGUUUCUCCCAGUUGGACCCAGGGGAUAUUCAGAUCAUGCUUCCUACUCCUGUAUCUCCUUCCUCCUUCCUUCCCCACUGGGGCACUGCUAAGCCUGCCAGAUACAACCCAGCGAUGGUAGGGUCUUCUGAAACUUCAGACUUUGAGCUCCACUGCUCAUAAAAACUAACAGUCAGCCCCUCUCUUUUUCCCAGUCACUGGUGUUGGGGAAGAGUUUUUCUUGUGCAGUCCCCUGCCUGUUGCUUCACUCUUUCUCUCUCAUUCAGGCACACCUCCAUGAUCAGGGCUCCCUCCUCUCUGCAGCACUCACAGUUCUUUUCUCCUCCACAACAAUUGUCUGUAGCUCCUACCUUCCACGAGGUGGUUAUUUUUCUUCUUGUAGAUGUGAAGUUUUAUUCUCUCAGUCCUCAAAUCAAUUUCUUAGGUGUUCAGAAUGAUUUGAUAUUUAUCUAGCUAUGUUCAAGGGAUGAGGUAAGCUCAGGGCCCCCCUACUCCUGUGCCAUCCUCCUCCCAUAAUUUUAGUUUUUAAGGCUACCUAAUAAUAGCCAGCUUAUUUCCCAAUUGUGUAACUUUUUUAUAACUUUACAAAAGUUUAUAAAAACUUCUUUAUAACUUUUUUUAUAUGGUUAAAAGUUAACUCUGUCAGGUUAAUACAAACAAAAACUUUCUAGGAACGGAAUUACCAUGUCAAAGGAUUUAAAUAUCUUUAUAGUUCUUAUAUGACAUCAUACUACUUUUAGAAAGCACUACCCUGUGCUUUUGUUUAGUACACAUGUUUAAAUUUUUUUCAUUUACUUUGAAAUUGAUACACAUCCUAAGUUGAAGAAUUUUACUUUGGAUGAAGAAAUGUCAGAAGACUCAGUGUCAAGUUAUAUAUUUAUUUCAUCAUCUGAAGAAAAUAAUGGUACAUCUAAUGAGAUACUUUGUAGCCAUUUGCCUUGUUGAUUAAAGAUUAAUAUGACACCAAAUAUUUAGUAUUUAAUGGUACUUUCUACUUUAACGAUAGUAUAAUUUGUUAAACUUUCUUUAGGCUUCGGGAGCAGGAAAGAAAAGAAGCAGAAGAAGCUAGUCAAAAGGAAAUGGAAGAAUGGGAAAGAAAACUCCUAGCUCAAGCAGCUCCAACUUGUAUGGAGACUAUGUGGGAAAUUCCAGCUAUUGGUCAUUUUCUUUGUUUAGCCCAACAAAUUCUAAAUUUGCCAGAAAUAGUCUUUUACGAAUUGGAACGUUGUCUUCUGAUGCCUCAGUGUAAUGCUUUUCUUUCUAAAAUAAUGACUUCUCUGUUAAGUCCACCUCAUCGCAGACCUACCUUACAUCGAAGACCUACUUUGCCUUAUAGGACCUGGGAAGCAGCACUGAGACAGAAAGUACAGCAGUGGUAUACUGCUGUAGGACAGACUGAAAAUCCUGAUAGCUGUGCUGAAAAGCUUGGGUUAUGUCCUCAGUUUUUUAAAGUUCUUGGAGAAGUUAAUCCAUUGGAAGAAAAACCUUUUCAUGAACUACCUUUUUACCAAAAAGUAUGGUUACUUAAGGGUCUUUGUGACUUUGUGUAUGAAACACAAAAAGAAGUUCAAGAUGCUGUACUUGGACAGCCUAUUCAUGAAUGCAGGGAAGUUAUCUUGGGUUACGAUUAUUUGGAGAAUGCUUAUGUGCAUUUUCCACAGUUCUGUGGUGCAGAUGUACGGAUUUAUAAACAGAGACCUUUUCAAGCCCCAGAAUUUCCAGUUCCACCCAUUAAAAUACAAAGAGUACCUCGGAUUAAACUGGAGAAAUUGAAAUGUGACUAUGUUAGUACAAGUAAUGGAGAACAUAGGUGUAGUAUAGGCCUCUCCUCUGCCUUCAAGAAAGAGCAGGAAACUAAUUUUGAUACAACUUGGGGCUCUGCUAAGAUGAACUUGGAUAAUCAUGACAUCCCUGUUGAAAUGGAAGUGAAAUCCAGCUGUGAAAUUAGAAUUUGCAGGCCCUGUGAAAUUAAAAAAACUGAUUGUUAUAAAGAAAAUUUAGGGGAACCAGGGAGUCCAGGGGAAGUUACUGGCUUUGGAGAGCCUCUUAGUCCAGGUGAAAUAAGGUUUAUAGAAAAUCAAGAAAAAUAUGGUGAAGCUUCCAGAGUAAAGCCUGAACCCAGUCCAUUAAAAGAAAAUGCUCUAAAAUCUUGCCAAAUACAUGUAAAUGGAAGUCACAGUGAUCAUCCAGAAUUUAACUGCCACAAAGUUGUAAGAGACAUUCUAUUAGAGCAGUCACUGCAGAGUCACAAGAAAAUCAAACUAACUAAAAUGAGGGCAAAAAAGAAGAAAAAGAAAAAAAAGAAAUUGAAAGAUGUUUUAAAUGAAAACUUACAGAGAAAGCGUGAAAGUCUUCAUUCUCUUGCGUUCAAAUCUUACAAACCUGAGAUCCAGAAUAAGUUAUUGAUCAUCAAAAAGAAAGCAAAACACAAGAAGCACAAAUCUGGAAAAAAAUCCAUAUCUAAAAAAGCAAUCACAAAGAAGAGGAAAACUGUUACAAAGUCACCCACUGUACCAGAAUUUCAGGGCAAAUGGUAUCAUCGGAGGCAAGCUGUAAAAGAAUUGCAUGGUACAUUGAUACGUCUUUUAAAUGAGUUGCUGCCAUGGGAACCAAAGUUGAUGAAAGCUUUUCAAAGAAACAGGAGCCGCCUAAAGAAAGACUACGAUGAUUUCAGAAGACAGCCUGAUCAUGAUAAAUUUACUAGAGAACUGUGGACUACUGAAGAAGGUGAAGGAGAUCCUGGAAAAGAAUCUCCUAAAGUAGAAAUUAGUAAGUCUGUAGAGGUGACAGAACCUUUGGAUAUCCUGGAGAAAGAUAACUUUGAUUCAGAUGACAUGAAACUGUCUGAAAUAGAUUUUCCUAUGGCCAGAAGCAAGUUGUUGAAAAAGGAAUUGCCUUCUAAAGAUAUUGCAAAGAUACUGCCUAAAACACUUAAACGACAGUCAAAACAAACUAAUUAUGUGGAUGAUAGCACAAAAGAUCUUUCCCCAAGGAAGAAAGCAAAGUUAAGCACAAAUGAGACAACAGUUGAGAAUGCAGAAGGUGAGGUGCAGAUUGACUAUUUGAAUGAAUUCAAGCAUACAGAGCCACUGUUUCCAGAAUCGUUUGCCUCAGUGGAUUCAACACCAGUAUCUGUUCUCCAGAAAGGGACCAAACCUAUUCAGGCCUUGCUUGCAAAGAAUAUUGGGAACAAAGUGACCUUAACAAAUCAACUGCCCCCUUCCACAGGUAGAACUGCUCCUGCUUUGGAAAAACCAGUUAUAUCUCCUCCAGAAGCAAGUCCUAUAAAGCCAGCAUUGACCUGCCACACCAGUACAAAAGGUCCUUUACAAAUGGUAUACAAAGUGCCCUGUGGCCAGUGGUUGCCCAUAGAUCUCCAUAACAGCUCUGUAAAGAUUCAGAUGCAACCUGUGCUAGAUUCUAAAACAGGAGAAAAAAUCAUGCAACAGGUUCUCAUUCUGCCUAAGAAUUUUGUGAUUCAGCACAAGGAAGGGAAAGCAGUUGCAAAAGAAGUACUGCCACUUCAACAGAAAAGUACAGAACAACCUUGUUCAUCUUUCCUGCAGACAACAAAUGUAAACUCUUCUUUAGCAUCAGUUCUUGUCAGCUCAGCAGGAACUGUUUCUACCCAGCUACCUAAUAUACUUUUCAAUAGGACAAUUACACCUUUGUCAAAUAGUGAUAGGCCACAAGCUUUGUCACCUGUAACCUCCAUAAGUAAUUUAUUAACACCACCAGUUAAGACUAGCCAGAGUGAGUCAGGAAAAGUCAAGAAUGCAGUUUCAGCAGCCACAUUUUCCCAGCCCAUUGUUUCAUCCACCAUUUCCUCAACAGUUCAGCCUCUGUUAUCAGCAACAACACUAAGUGGAUCUACAAAUCCUGGUAGUUCCCUCAACUCUUUUGCACAACAAACUCCUGAUUCUUCUGAAGUAAAGCAAGAACUGAAAACUGUGUGUAUAAGAGAUUCACAGUCAAUUCUUGUUAGGACACGAGGUGGGAACACUGGAGUUGUAAAAGUACAGACCAGUCCAGAUCAAAAUUCACCCAAUAGCUUAUCUUCAAGUUCAGUUUUCACUUUUGCUCCUCAGCUUCAGGCAUUUCUGGUACCCAAAUCAACAACUUCAUCAUCCUCUGUUUUUUUACCCUCAGUUGGAGUGACUACUACAUCUAGUCUCCCAUCUUUUAGCCAAACAUCAACUUCUGAUUCCAUUCCAUCUGGCUUUAAUCCAUCAAUGGGAAAGAAUCUCAAGCUUACAUUAGGCCAGUCUUCCUGCGGUGGUAAUUUGGGCCACAUGAUAGAUAAAGCUUCACAUAUGCCACCUUCUCCCUUAAAGUCCUCUCUUUAUUCUGGCACUCUACUAUCAUCAACAGCAAAUAAUUCAGUAAAUGUAAUUAGUAUAUCAACAGGAAAUUUUGGACAAACCAGUACGAAUGUUAUUCAUACUCCAAAUAAACAACAGGGAGAUUAUUUCACAAAAAGUUUCCCUGUUACAAGAUCAGAAGCAACAGCAGCAACAAAUGGUGAUGUGAUCAGUGCAACUGCAGUUCACAAACUUAUGCUGGUGUCAGCUCCAUCUGUUCUUUCUUCUAGCAGUGGAACUGCAAUUAACGUGACACCUGCACCAACAUCUACGGGUGUUUCUGCCCAGAAAUUAGUUUUUAUUAAUGCUCCAAUUCCCAGUGGCACUUCAACUCCAACUAUUGUGGCAGAACCAUUAAAACAAACUCUUUCUCCCCCCUUGAGUAAAACAUAUGUUAAGACUCCAGAACAACCCCAGAUAGUACUAAUUCCAUCAACAGUGGGAGCACCAAUAAAAAUAAAUUCAUCACCAACUGUAUCUCAGAUAAAAGAUGUGAAAAUUGGACUAAACAUAGGUCAAGCAAUUGUAAACACUUCAGGCAGUGUGCCACCUAUACCAUCAAUUAACAUAUUGCAAAAUGUAACGCCAAAAGGAGAAGAAAAAAGUACCAAGGGCUAUGUUUUGCCAUUGUCAACAAGUAGUAAUUCAAUUCCAGUAAGCUCAAGUUUUGUGAGUCAAAAUAUUACUCCUCUUAAUGAAUCAAUGGUUUCUGCAACAAGAGCAGUAAACAUGUUUUCAGUAACAGGAGCAAACGUGUCUUUGGGUUCUCUUUCAGUGACCUCAGCCUCUGCUUCCGUUGGGACACGACCUCCUGUUUUAGUCAGUGGAAAUGAUACCUCUUCAAGAAUUAUGCCUAUUUUGUCAAAUAGACUUUGCACGUCAAAUCUCGGAAACACUGUGGCUAUAUCAACUGUGAAAACAGGACAUCUUGCGUCAUCUGUUCUGAUUUCAACUACACAACCAACAGUGUCUCCUAAAUGUUUAACAUCAGCUUUGCAGAUCCCUGUUACUGUUGCCUUACCUACACCUGUGACUGUAUCCCCUAAAAUAAUCAACACAGUUCCACAAGUGGCAACUGUACCAGGAGCCACAUGUUCUAUAUCUCUUUCUAAAAGACAAUCUCGGACUUCUGUCCAAAUUCAGUCACCAGGGAUUUUAACUACAGUGCCAACAAAUAUAAACACAAAUAAACCUCAAACUGAAUUGCCAUCCCUUUCACAAAGUCUAGGUAAAGUAAUUAAUAUUUCCAAUUUUGCUUCUCUGCCAAACCAGCAAAUGUCCUCUGCUUUAGUAAAAUCAACCUCAAGUUACAGUUCUGCUCCUGGUGGCUCUGCCAUUCACACUGCUACAGCACCAUCAAAUGUGAAUAGUGUGAUAGGGGGUCAGUUCAGUGAACCUUAUAUUCAGCAAAAAAUAGUCAUCAACACCAGUACACCUUUGGCACCUGGUACUCAGAUCAUGAUUAAUGGAACCCGGUUUAUUGUCCCACCACAAGGUCUUGGAGCUGGUAGCCAUGUUCUUCUUAUAUCUACUAAUCCAAAAUAUGGACCUCCCUUAGUUCUUAACAGUGGCCAAGGCCUUCCGGCUAUAUCAGUAGAUAACCCUGCCCAGAUCACACUAGCAUCAAAUAAUUCUUUAAGUGGGCAACCUGUGAAGCAUUGUCUAAGAAGUUCUACAAAAAUUAUAAACUCUCUUGGGAAUGUCAGUCCUCUACCCACAGUACAUACAACAUCACAGAUCAUAAACACAACUGCUAAAGUGUCUGUUCCACUUCCCGCACCAACAGUGUCAUUGACUUCAGUAAUUAAGUCUCCUCCAGCUACUCUUUUGGCUAAGACAUCUUUGGUUUCUGCCAUUUGUUCUACUAAUCCUCCACUGCCAAGUAGCACAUCAGUAUUUCAUCUGGACACAUCAGUCAAAAAAUUGUUGGUUAGCCCAGAAGGAGCCAUUUUGAAUACCAUAAAUCCUCCAGCAUCUAAGGUUUCUUCUCUCUCCUCCUCUCUCUCUCAAAUUGUUGUAUCUGCUAGUCGAAAUCCUGCCUCUGUCUUCCCUGCUUUUCACUCAUCUGACUUAGAGAAGCCCAACACAGCUGCAUCCUGAAUCUAGACUAAAUGAGCCAGUUUUUAAAUAAUGGGGCAUUGUUUUGACUCCCAUAAAAAUUUUAACUUUAUUAUACUGUUGAAAACAUGCUAUACAUAGUUCUGUGUGUUUUAAUGUAUCUUUUCAUUAGCUUGCAACAAGGCUUUGUUUCCUUUGGGAGAAAAAGAUCUGUUCCAUUUAACUCAUUGGUAUGAGUAUGUUUUCCAAAGUUGUUUAAAAUAGACAGAAUCUACCUGUCUGUAUUGCAUAGAUUGGACAAAGUCAAGUUUCACUAGUUCGUAGUAGGCUAGCUCUUUGCACACUUGAAUUGACAUGUUUCUUCUUGAACUUGGACUAUGGCAGUGUGUAUCAACAAUAUUGUAUUCUGUGUCAUUAGUGAAAUCUUGUUUUUUGUUUUCUGUAAAAAUAUAAAUAAAUGUAUGUAUGUAUGUGUGUGUGUGUGUGUAUACACACACACACACAUAUAUUUAUGCAUUGUGAAAAUGCAGUCCAUGUUGUAAAAUUGUACAUAUUCCUAAAUCCCUAACAACCUGUACUAAACUAUAUGUACAAAGAACUAUGCUGUCUUAUUUAUGUUUUGUUUACAUAAUGUAUAGUUUUUUAAAUAUUUUAGUAAUUUUGGACCAGUGAACUGUUAGCAACAAUGCAGAAGAAUCUGCAUGUAAUAAACUGAGUUGCUGUA
Messenger RNA from Leopardus geoffroyi (Geoffroy's cat), 8642 nucleotides. It is a transcript of the gene BRD10, whose product is annotated as KIAA2026 ortholog. Lineage: Eukaryota; Metazoa; Chordata; Mammalia; Carnivora; Felidae. Bases 2579 to 7960 code for a protein of 1793 amino acids. The record is from RefSeq and is a predicted model, not a curated record. Gene Ontology annotation, molecular function: protein binding. The transcript is spliced from 5 exons.